CAUCGGGUCUGGGAAGGAGCCACCGCGAGUCGGCGAGCGCGGUGGAGCGCAGGUUUGGUGAUGGUGACGUAUCCGGGCAAACGCAGAGACUAGAAAGAUGCGUGGGCAUCGUGACUUCGCUAACCAACGGGCUGUCGGAGAGGGAAGCUAACGAUGCCCUCAACGCUCACAUAUGUAAAGGAACCCCCCAGCAUGAGGAAAUCUGCCUGGGUCUUUUCACUCUGGUCUUAACCGAACCUGCUCAGGCGCAGAAGUGCUACCGGGACUUGGCACUGGUGAGCCGAGAUGGCAUGAACAUCGUUCUCAACAAGAUCAACCAUAUUCUCAUGGAGAAGUACUUGAAGCUGCAGGACACCUGUCGGACCCAGCUGGUGUGGUUGCUGCGGGAGCUGGUGAAGAGCGGGGUGCUCGGCGCGGAUGGCGUCUGCAUGACCUUCAUGAAGCAGAUUGCAGGUGGGGACGUGACAGCGAAGAAUAUCUGGCUGGCCGAGAACGUCCUGGAGAUACUGACCGAGCAAAGAGAGUGGGUACUGAAAAGCAGCCUCUUGAUAGCCAUGGCGGUGUACACCUACCUACGGCUCAUCGUGGACCAUCACGGCACGUCUCAGCUCCAGGCCCUUCGUCAAAAGGAGGUGGAUUUCUGCAUCUCCCUCCUCCGUGAACGGUUCAUGGACUGCUUCAUGAUCGGCCGGGACCUUGUGAGGCUGCUGCAAAACGUUGCGAGGAUACCCGAGUUCGAGCAGCUCUGGAGGGACAUCAUCCACAACCCGCAGGUCCUCAGCGCGCAGUUCACAGGUGUCCUGCAGCUCCUCCAGUCGAGGACUUCUCGCAAAUUCCUGGCGUGUCGCCUCACUCCCGACAUGGAAACCAAGCUGCUCUUCAUGACCUCGCGGGUCCGGUUCGGCCAGCAGAAGCGGUACCAGGACUGGUUUCAGCGACAGUACCUGUCCACCCCCGAUAGCCAGUCCCUGCGCUGUGACCUCAUACGUUACAUCUGUGGCGUGGUCCACCCCUCCAACGAGGUGCUCAGCUCCGACAUCCUCCCGCGCUGGGCCAUCAUCGGGUGGCUGCUCACCACCUGCACGUCCAACGUUGCUGCUUCAAAUGCCAAACUGGCCCUAUUCUAUGACUGGCUCUUCUUCAACCCCGAGAAGGACAGCAUCAUGAAUAUCGAGCCUGCCAUUCUGGUGAUGCAUCACUCCAUGAAGCCUCACCCUGCCAUCACCGCCACGCUGCUGGAUUUCAUGUGCCGGAUCAUUCCCAACUUCUACCCUCCACUGGAGGCUCACGUCCGGCAAGGCGUGUUCAACUCUCUCACCCACAUUGUGGAGAAGCGAGUCCUUGCACAUCUGGCCCCUCUCUUCGACAACCCCAAGCUGGACAAAGAGCUCCGCGCCAUGUUGAGGGAGAAAUUCCCGGAGUUCUGCAGUUCGCCCUCGCCCCCCAUCGAAGUCAAGAUUGAGGAACCCGUUUCCAUGGAGAUGGACAAUCAUAUGUCAGAAAAGGAUGACAGUUGCUAUGACAACGCCGAGGCCGCAUUCAGUGACGAUGAAGAAGAUUUGAACAGCAAAGGGAAGAAGAGGGAGUUCAGGUUUCAUCCCAUCAAAGAAACCAUUGUGGAGGAGCCCGUUGAUAUCACGCCAUUCCUGGACCAGCUGGAUGAGUCACUGAAGGAUAAAGUCCUGCAGCUGCAGAAAGGAAGCGAUACGGAAGCUCAGUGUGAGGUCAUGCAGGAAAUCGUGGAUCAAGUCCUGGAGGAGGACUUUGACUCGGAGCAGUUAUCAGUGCUCGCAUCCUGCCUCCAGGAGCUAUUUAAGGCUCAUUUCCGUGGUGAGGUUUUGCCAGAAGAAAUCACGGAGGAGUCUCUGGAGGAGUCGGUGGGGAAGCCUCUCUACCUAAUAUUUAGGAACCUCUGCCAGAUGCAGGAGGAUAAUAGCGGUUUCUCACUGCUGCUGGAUCUCCUGUCGGAGCUCUAUCAGAAGCAACCCAAGAUCGGCUACCACCUCCUGUACUAUUUAAAAGCCAGCAAAGCUGCGGCAGGGAAGAUGAACCUGUACGAGUCCUUCGCCCAGGCCACGCAGCUGGGGGACCUGCACACGUGCCUGAUGAUGGACAUGAAGGCCUGCCAGGAAGACGACGUACGGCUGCUCUGCUACCUCACCCCCUCCAUUUACACGGAGUUCCCAGAUGAGACCCUACGAAGUGGCGAGCUGCUGAACAUGAUUGUAGCCGUCAUAGACUCAUUCCAG
Balearica regulorum gibbericeps (East African grey crowned-crane) is the source of this 2249-nucleotide messenger RNA. The record is from RefSeq and is a predicted model, not a curated record. NCBI's taxonomy places the organism in Eukaryota, Metazoa, Chordata, Aves, Gruiformes, Gruidae.